GUGACAAGUACCUCAAGGCGGACAGGUACACGAAGCAGGGUGACAACCCUUCCAUCUUGACAGAGGUGCCAGCAAGGCUCACAGUCAUUGGGCGGAAUGACCCGAACUUCGGCGAAUGGAAGACGAACAGCCAGAAGAGCAAGAAUGCCGGAGAGGAAACAGAGCAGGUGCUCCAGUGGAAGGAGAACCGGAAUUGGUUUUUCAACGCGCUCAAAGGGCUCAUGGAACGCUUUGCGGCAAGGCAAAACAACAAGGAGUUCGACCGACACCUCAGAUACUUCACCUCAGCCAUCGGUCCGGUGGUAGAGGAAGCCUUCUUCAUCAACGAGGCACUCAACGACAUGAAAGGAUACCUCGGUAUUUGGGCCAAGGAGAGCCAAAUGGA
This is a messenger RNA of Symbiodinium pilosum, 385 nucleotides long. Lineage: Eukaryota; Dinophyceae; Suessiales; Symbiodiniaceae. The record is from the annotation of a GenBank genome assembly.